AUGGCUUUCGCUCUACGGGCCCUUCACCACCGCCUCCCCCGCUCUCUCCACCACUCCAAUCCCCUCUCCACCUCCGCCUCAUCCCACGACCUCCGCGAGCUCCUCCGCAUCCAACGCAUCCUCGGUGACCCCGCAGCAACCACCCAACCCCCGCAAACGCAACAACGCCCACUAGCCUCCAGCACCACGGACCUGCACCGACUGCUCCACCGCGCGGCCGGCCUCAGCACCGCCGAGGCCACGUCCCUGCUCCACCGCGUCCCUAACACCCACCGCCUGGGCCACCUUCUCCAAGAACUUCGUGGCCUGCGCCUCCCGGCGGACGAGAUCAAGAACGCCCUCGGGUCCGACCCCGACGGGCUCCUCUCCAUGGAGCCGGGCGAGCCGUCCCGCCUCAUCGAGCUCCUGGACGAGCUCCGCUGCCGGGCGCCCAUCAAGGACCAGGUCCUCUCUCACGGCGUGCUCAGCGCCGCAAUCGCCACGAGGCGGCGGGUAGAGCUCCUGCACGAGCGCGGGCUGAGCCGGCGGGACGCGCUGAGGGUGAUCUCCGUUGAGCCCAGGGCAAUUUUAUAUAGCCUGGAGGAUGUGGAGAGGAAGGUGGAGUUCUUGGUGGGCAGGAUGGGGUUUGAGAUCGGUUGGCUGGUGGAGUACCCGGAGUUCUUGGGGAUAAAUCUCGACAGGUCGAUCGUCCCGCGGCACAAUGUGGUGGAGUAUUUGGCGUCGGUGGGUGGGCUUGGGGACCCCAUUGAGAUGAGGCAUUAUGUGAGAUUCAGCCGCCUCAAGUUCUACAAUCUGUUCGUGAAGCCAUACCUGGAGUGCGAGAGGAUUUUCGGGGGCCUAGUCAGGGAGAGAAAGGAUGAGGUGAGGCGCCAGCAUCCGGUGGGGUUGUGGAAGCUGUUUAAGCCGGCGAAGUAUGAGAGCACUGAGGAGAAUGUGAAGGACAUGAAGUUGGUUGUUGAAUCACUUCAUUAG
This is a messenger RNA of Triticum turgidum subsp. durum (durum wheat), 972 nucleotides long. The record is from the annotation of a GenBank genome assembly. NCBI's taxonomy places the organism in Eukaryota, Viridiplantae, Streptophyta, Magnoliopsida, Poales, Poaceae.